Centruroides sculpturatus (bark scorpion) is the source of this 2476-nucleotide messenger RNA. RefSeq names its product protein flightless-1-like. The transcript is spliced from 8 exons. The record is from RefSeq and is a predicted model, not a curated record. Lineage: Eukaryota; Metazoa; Arthropoda; Arachnida; Scorpiones; Buthidae. Gene Ontology annotation, cellular component: cytoplasm; actin cytoskeleton; nucleus. The coding region runs from base 130 to 963 and encodes 277 amino acids. Gene Ontology annotation, biological process: actin polymerization or depolymerization; actin filament severing; myofibril assembly. Gene Ontology annotation, molecular function: actin filament binding; phosphatidylinositol-4,5-bisphosphate binding.
GUCUUCUUAUGUCGGUAUUGGGUACCAGUUGAAUCUCCAGAAGGAGAAGAAACUGUAGAAGAUGAAGAACAAGUAGAAGAUGAUUUUCAAUGUGUUGUAUACUUUUGGCAAGGAAGGGAUGCUGGCAAUAUGGGAUGGUUAACAUUUACAUUUAGUUUACAGAAGAAGUUUGAAUCUUUGUUUGGUGAUAAAUUAGAAGUAGUUAGAACUCAUCAGCAACAAGAAAAUUUGAAGUUUCUAUCACAUUUUAAACGAAUGUUUAUAAUUCGUAAAGGAAAGCGUAAAAUUAAUGCUACUGCUCAAAAUUCUUCUGUAGAAUUUUUCCACAUACGUUCAAAUGGUAGUCAGAUUUGUACCAGAUGCAUUCAGAUUCAAACGGAUGCAUCAUUAUUAAAUUCAGAAUUUUGUUAUAUAUUAAAAGUGCCUUUUGAUCAAGAGAAUUCUGGAAUUGUUUAUGUUUGGAUUGGGCAAAAAGCAGAUGAAGAUGAAGCAAAAUUAGCUGAAGAACUUGCAAUGCAAAUGUAUGAUAGUGAAACUCACAGUAUUCAAAUAAUAAAUGAAGGAAAUGAACCAGAAAAUUUCUUUUGGGUGGGUCUUGGUGGAAAGAAGGAAUAUGAUAAGGAUGCAGAAUUCAUGCAAUACACACGCUUAUUCCGCUGUUCAAACGAAAAAGGCUAUUUCUCAAUUUCAGAAAAAUGCUCAGAUUUUUGUCAGGAUGAUUUAGCAGAUGACGAUAUAAUGAUUCUUGAUAAUGGAAAUCAAGUGUUUUUAUGGGUUGGCUCCAAAUGUAGUGAAGUGGAAAUCAAACUGGCAUAUAAAAGUGCACAGGUUUACGUACAAAAUCUUCGGGUCAAACAACCAGACCGUCCACGAAAAUUGAUGCUGACUCUAAAAGGAAAGGAAUCCAAAAGAUUUACAAAAUGUUUUCAUGGUUGGGGUAAUCACAGAACUACUGUAGAAUGAACUUUAGUAUCAUUUCUAAUGUAAAAUAAAUUUUGUUAAAUAUUGUUGCAAAAUUUUGGUGAUAUAAUUAUGUUUGAAACAUUUUGUGUCAUUAUUUUUGAAGCUGUGCUUCUAGAUUUAAAUCAUGUUCUGUUCAGAUGGAAAUGAUUGUCCCUUUUCUGUAUGAUCAUUAGUUCUUAUUAAGGUCACAAAAUUUCAAAUUUUAAUUCUUUGAUUUUUAAAAUUAUUUUUAAUAUAGGUUACAGGGACAAAAAAUUAGUAGUAGAUUAAUUUUUAAACUGUUAAUAUUUAUAUGUAGACAGAUUUUUCAUGGGAGGGAAUAUGUGAAUCUUGAAGCAAAUAUUUAGUUUAACUUUAUAAGCUAUAUAUAAUUGAAAAUCAAAACUUUUUAAAUAUAGCACUACAUUUCAAUAAUUAAAAAUAUUAAAUUAUAAUAAUCUCUUGAAAAUAAUAUUUGCUUCCAGAUUUGUAGAUAUUCAAUGCUAUAAAUUUUGUAAUCAAAAAAACAUUAUUUAUAUGAUCCCACUUUAUAAAUUUGUUUAUAUGUAUCAUUCAGUUCCUUUGUUAAAGUUGUUUUUCAUCCUUAUGAUAGUUUAUUGCUGUUUUUCUUUUUUUAAAAAAAUGCUUUUACUAAUUUAUUAUACUUUAUAUUGAAUUUCAUUUCUCAAAACUGAUUGUUAUGCUCAAGUUUUCCAUUUGAAGAUAAGAAUAGAGUACUGUAAUUCAAAACUUGUCUUUAGUUUUGAAAGAAAUUUAAAGGUGCUGUAAAAAUUAAGAAGUUUAGUUUUUAAUAUUGUAUUAUUAUUCAUUUCAGAUUGAUAAAUUGUAUAUUCUGUAAAUUACAAACUUUACUAAAAAAAUAAAUAAAUAAAUUAUGAGAUUUUAAUCUUGUUUUUAUUUAAACUAUACGUGGGGCUUCAAAAAGUUUGUGGAAAAAGUCUGUAACUAAAAAUUGUUUGGAAGAAUUUUGAUUUCAAUGCACCUGAACAUUCUUGUAUCAACGUGUUAUAACAUGUUCAAACAUGAACCCUUAAAUGCAGGUAAGAACACAGUGCCACCAGUUGAAAGUCAGGCACCAUUCAAGCAACAUGGAAUCCACAAAAUCAAGACCAGAACAAACAAAGUUUAUGGUAAAACUUGGUUGGAAGAAUAGGCAAAUCAUUGAUGCUCUGGAACAAAUUUAUGGUGAUAAUGCUCCAAAGAAGUCAACAACCUACAAAUGGAUAAGUCACUGAAAGGUACGAAUUUUCCGCCAGUUGAAGAUGUAAAAAGAGCUGCUCUGACAUGGUUCAGAUCACAAGACCCUCAGUUCUACCCAGACGGAAUUAAAGGCUGGUGUCAAUGUUUGCAGAAGUGUAUCGACCUUAAUAGAGCAUAUGUUGAAAAAUAAACAUCAUAACUGAAAUCGUUUUUUUUCAUACUAUCCUUUUUCCACGAACUUUUUGAAACCACCUCAUAUAAUUUGAUAUAUAAAAUUAAUUCAUUUUCAGUAUCAAUUGAAAAUUACUUUAAA